Molecule: messenger RNA, 1020 nt
Organism: Lactuca saligna
Lineage: Eukaryota; Viridiplantae; Streptophyta; Magnoliopsida; Asterales; Asteraceae
Source: the annotation of a GenBank genome assembly
AUGGAUGUGAAGCAUGGAAACUACUCGGUGAUAAAUUGUUAUGAAGUAUUGAUGAGUGGUGAAAAUGAUAAACAGUUUGACUACAUGUGUUCCAAUUUUUAUGAGGUUGCGCAUAUUGCUAAUUCUCACAAAAAGUAUGAAUACUUGCUAAGUUGUAUAAAUAUGGCUAAAGAAAAGUUAAAUGAUGAUUUAUUUUGGGGUUGUAGUAGUAUUGUAAAUUUGAUAGUUGAAGAUGUUCAUGUUCCAGACUCGACUAAAAAAUUGUUACCACCCUUGCAAGUACGUAGUAAAGGUCGUCCACCAUCCAAGAGAAAAGAAUCUAGAGUAGAACGGGUUAUGAAGAAGAAUAGAAAGAAAAAUGUAAAAGUUCAACCAAAAUACACAAUGGAAUUCCAUAGAAACCUCGAGUGGAUCAAUACAACAAGGUUCGAUGCAUUCAAAUCAGAAUCCAACCUGUCAAUAACAACAGAUUUAGACAAACAGUGGAAGCGAGGCACCGAAGUCCAUCCCUCCUUUACCGUCGACCUUCAUUGCCAAGCCUUACCAUCUGCGGUACUAUUGCUGAAUCAUUUUCCCCAUCGCACCCCACACGUCCUCCGGUCGAAAAAACCCCCACUUACCACCGAUCUGCCUUCAUUUCCCUUUCGCAAACACCACCGAAUCACCCCUUUCCCCUCACUCUCUUUCUCUUAUGUUUCCCGUUGGCACCAGAAUUCCGAAGCUCUUGUCUGCACUGCACCCACCGAGACCGAAUCAACUUCGCUACUUCUCCCCUUCGGUCCGUCGAACCCCGGAGACAUCAAUCCUUCUCGCGAUCGAUCACUGAAACCACGCCUGCUCCGGUGCUACUUUUGCUUCCAACGCCCGGACUUCUCACCUCGCAGUCGGACAAGGAGAGUGAAGCUUCGUUUCUUCAGCCUCGCCGGCCCCGGAGACGACGACCUUCCCUCGCCAUUCGAUCGGCGAAUGUUGCCUGCGAGCCUCGUGAUCCUUUCAAUCGCCAUCCCUCUGCUUUCGUAG